CCAAACCACCGACGUCGUCGUCGUCGUCAACACUCACUAGUCUCUCUCGUCCGGACCAGAGACGCUGUUUCCCCUCAAUCCCCGACGUAUUUUCGCUUGGAACGACGCCCCACGGGCACCCGAGGUCGGACCCUGUCGACACUUUUCUAGGCGGCUGGUACAAAGAUGCAGGACAGGAGCAGGACAUCACAUGAUCAUCGCAAGGAUCAGCAGCGACGGCAAGGAGGGAAUGACGAUAAUACUGGUAUAGCGAGAGACCAGGAGCAGAGGAAUGCGGCGUAUAAUCAGCAACAAGGACAUCAAUCGCAGAAUCGACAGCCACAAAGGGAACCAUUCUUCAGGUUCUUCUCUUCCCCCAACGUGAACCACCAUCACCAUACCACUGCUGCUGCCGCGGGGGACGAAUCAGUGCGGGCCAAGCUGGAGCCCCUGAACUCUGCCGCGACGCUCUCGACGAGCCCUCAAGGGCACCACCAGGGUAUGGCGAAUUAUAGCUAUAGCGCCAUGGCGAGGUUAUCGAUUGCGAGCGACGGAAAGGACGUCGAGCAGGGAAAGGAAGGCAGGUUGCCAUCGAUCUUUGCCAACGGGGAGUACGGCGGCAGGGAGGAUGCGAUCUCCAGGUUCGGGUUGCCGGGUCUUGGACACGAACGGUCACCUUCGGGGUCGGGUGGGAGUAGUCCUAAUCUCGUCUCUGUCAGAGAGAUCCAGGAGAGUGAAGAAGGACAUGGGGCCAGAUCGAGAAGAAGAUCAGGGUUGUACUCCCCCGGCCAGGCUGGACGAGACGAUGGGUUGAUCAAUCUCCCACCAUUGAGGCACGGAUUCGCACCGUCGAGUCCCGGAGGCAGCAGUAGCAAUCACAAUCACAGCGAGUCGAAUUCGAACUAUCUCCGGGAAGAAGGUGGUCGAGUCACCGGACCGCAGCGGACAGGUCGACCACAUUCCCAAUCCGUCUCCAGCAUGAUCACCUCGCCAUACUCGCAUUCGGCAACACCAUCAACCUCCUCCCUCCUCUUGCCCUCUCCAUCUGGAUUGAGCAACCUCCGACCAAGCUUUGCGUAUUCUCCACCACGAGCGAACAAGACGCCGCUGACGGGACCUGCGAGCGCUAGGGGCAACGAGUUCCCUAGACUAGAGAGGCACAUCAGUUCGAGCUCGUUGCCAGGCGAGUCAUCAGGGUUCUUGCGACCACAUCAUUCGUUCUUUCCCAGUGGCGGUCUGAACGGAAUGUUCACAUCGAGAUCGGGCAAUGACUCUCAAUCGCAUCAGACGGCACAAGGGCAAGUGCAAGGACAGGAUCUUCCCACGGCAGAAUCGAUAUCACAGACCGUCUCCCCUGCCCCGGUCACAGCGAAGAGAGGAAACAUCGAACGUCUGUUCCGAGCGGCGACGACGAGAAAAAAGAGGAGUGGGAGCGAUGCGAACAAGCCCAAGGGCGUAUUGAUGAUGACCGAGAUCAAGGACGAUGCAGACGAACAGUUGGAAGGUCUGUCCGAGGGCGAUGUCAAGGACGCAAAGGACCUGGAUCCGAGUGCGGUGAGACGUUUGGCACAUCUGCAGUGCGAGCAGAGGAGGCGAGAGAGUAUCAAUGGUGGAUUUGCGACAUUGAGGAGCAUCUUGCCAGAAACGACUGCGGCCGAUUCCAAGGCUGCCAUCUUGCAGAAAGCGAUCAACUAUAUCCAAAACUUGGAACAGGCCGUCCGGGUGGCAGGGGGACGAUUAGAUCCGGGAAUGACCCAGAUGCCAAACCCAUCAAAUCAAGCUCGGCCGCAGAAACGACGAUCGACAUUGUCCACCUCGUAUUCGGAAGCCAUGUCUUACCCGGACGAGACGGCAUCCGGCGUGAACGUGGCUGGCGGUCGAGGUCCUGAGACGGCUUCGUCCUCAACGACCGACCUUGUGGGGGGCAACACGGACAAGGAGAAUUACAAUGACGAUGAUGAGACGAUGCGGAUGGACAUGGAUGUGCAGGAUGAUAUGGCCAUGGCCAUGUCGGACGAUGACGAGGCCGAGUUUCGGAAGCGUGGGUAUAGCCGUUCGAACGGUUCGUCUGGCACUGUGCCAGAACCUCAACAGCACCAGCAGCAUCGCUAUCAGGAACCGCAACAGUCACAACCCCACUAUCACCCGAAUCACCAUCCACAACCCCCGCCGACGCAAACCCAGACCCCCACCGUCGGUGGUCAUAAAAAGGGAGGAUUCUCGCCUCUCGAUCUGCUCGUCGGGGUAGCCGAACAAGCUCGACGCGUGACGGGAACUGGGAAUCACAGCAAAUCCCAGGCGCAUGUCGACUCUGCUGGCAAUCAUCACGGCCAUGGUCUUAUUGGGAAUAAUCACGCUGUCAACGGAUCAGCCGGGAAUAAUGGCUUGCCGGUAUUAGCGGGGGAGAAAUUGGUCAAGACGGGGACGAGGGGAUCUUGGGCGCAUAUCGAGGUUGGGGAUGGACGAUGAGCUAGCUAUACGAAGAUGGGAAUGAAACCGCAAAGGGGCGAAGCAUCUCGGAUGCUGCGCUUCGCAGAGGCGAAAUUAGGGAC
Messenger RNA from Filobasidium floriforme, 2531 nucleotides. RefSeq lists its product as uncharacterized. The record is from RefSeq and is a predicted model, not a curated record. NCBI's taxonomy places the organism in Eukaryota, Fungi, Basidiomycota, Tremellomycetes, Filobasidiales, Filobasidiaceae. Bases 166 to 2448 code for a protein of 760 amino acids. Gene Ontology annotation, biological process: positive regulation of transcription by RNA polymerase II. The transcript has 3 exons. Gene Ontology annotation, molecular function: DNA-binding transcription factor activity; protein dimerization activity. Gene Ontology annotation, cellular component: RNA polymerase II transcription regulator complex.